This is a messenger RNA of Drosophila obscura, 4107 nucleotides long. RefSeq names its product ATPase family AAA domain-containing protein 5 (gene elg1). Gene Ontology annotation, cellular component: nucleus. The record is from RefSeq and is a predicted model, not a curated record. The coding region runs from base 316 to 3894 and encodes 1192 amino acids. Lineage: Eukaryota; Metazoa; Arthropoda; Insecta; Diptera; Drosophilidae. Gene Ontology annotation, molecular function: ATP hydrolysis activity; DNA binding; DNA clamp unloader activity. The transcript has 4 exons.
AGUAAUCGUUUUGCAACACUUUUUAUUCGCGCCUUUUUCCUACAGCACAUUCCUCGUUUUUAUGCCAUAAAAUGCAAUUAAAUUGUUUAAAAGUGCCUUUAAACGCCUUGAAGAACAGCCUCGUCAUAGCCAACAUCCUGCCAUCUUAAGGCGUGUCUGUAGAGUGUGCCCAAAGCCAACGUGAGUGCGGAAGUGUGUGUGCGUGUGAAAGUGCAAAGAAAUCGUUUGGCCGCAAGACACCCACACAGACCCCCCACACACGCACACACUCCAAAAUAGUCAUGUAUUAAACUCUCCAGCGAAGAAACCAAGAAAAUGACUGAUGUAAAUUGUCUUACAAGUGAGCACAUUGCAACAACAACGAGUACAGCAGCCGCAGCAGCGGAAGCAGCCGAAACCACGAGUCCGCCCAGAACUCCAACCAGAAAUGGACUGGAGCUAGAGCCAACGUCUCCAUUCGUGCUGCGAGCACCGCCCAGUGCCAAAUCGAAGCUCAUCUUGCAGAACAUGGAGGAGGUCCUCUACUCGGUGAAGCAGAAGCAUCGCGAGAAGCACAAGCGAAAGCGCGAGGAGAAACGCCGUGCCGCCCUGCUGGCCGAAACCGAAGAGAGACCCCCAGGAAUGGAUGUCAGGGAGCCCAAGCCCCAGCCGCUGCCGCUGCGGGAGAAGGCAGCUCAGGAGAACGGCCUGAAGAAUGGCAAGCGAAAAUCGAGUCCCCUCAAGUGCAGCACCCCCGUGGCCGAACACCAUAGCAUACUGAAGCAUUUUCCCAAAACUGGGAGGCCUGAAAAUGGGGCCACAGCACCGCCAGCCAAGGCCAAAAGUGCCACCAAUGUAUUCGAGUUCAUGAUGAACGCCAGAAACCGAUCCAUAGGCGUCAACGAUGGCGGCAGGGAUGCCUCCGAGUCCCCUGCCGAUCAGGCAGAUGAUGCCGCUGCUGCGGGCACACCCACGUCUAAGCGCAAGCAACUGCUCCAGGACUGGAACGAUCGCAAGGGAGGAGCCAAACGACGACUCCAAGAAGAAGCGAGGGAGGACUACAUCGAUCAGCAAAUGGACCAGCGAGCCAAGAGAUUGAAGAAAAUGCUGACAAGGACUGAGGAGCCAAAGGAGCCGACCCCAGCCGCCUCAUCGGCGCCUACGGUUCCUGUGAAACGUGGUCGGGGUAGGCCACGCACACGCCGUUUGAGCUCAGUGGAUGUGGGUGGGGGUGUCGGUGUCGGUGUGGUAGCUGUUAGUCGCUCACAGGUCACUGACACUGACACGGCGGAAUUCCUAGCUAAACUCUCCUCUCCCACCAAGAAACGCGACAGUCUCUUGGGCUACUUUCCCAAAGUGGAGUCGCCCAAAGAGCUGCCCGUGACGAUAGAAACCCCUCCACUGGACACACCAAAGCGACGACCGCAGCGUAGGAAAAGCAUUGUGGAGACGGCAUCCAUCGAUGUGGAAUCUACGGGCACGCCCCCGGGGCGACCGCGUCGCUCUUGUGCGGGAAAGGCUCGCUACGACUACGACCUGGAGACGAGUCCCACGAAGGCAAAGGCAAGCGUGGCAGCUGCCGCAGCAAAAAAUAUGCAAAAAGCCGAUGAAUCCAUUGAGAUCAUUGAUCUGGACAACAGUAAUCCGGUGUCCACGCCAAAGAAGCUGGCGCCGCUCUUUGUCAGGCAGCUGCCCAAGCCCAGUCCGGAUCCCUCUGUCCUCAAGGCUCGUCAGGCAUUCCUGCAGUCGGGCGUGCCCGAGAAGAUCAGGCAGGAGCAGAUCCGCCAGAAGAACUUUGAGCAGUACUACGAGGAGAGCUACGAGGUAUUUCCGAGCAUAGCCCACGUGGGCUGUGAGAGCUAUGAAACGAUACGUGAUGGAUCGCUGCGGAUUCCCUUUCCACUGCGGAAAGAAGAUGACGGUGAGGAGGUGUCGCUGCCAUCUUAUAAGAGGCGCUCCAAGGCGAGUGGCUUCACCAAUUGCCAGGCAUCCGACUGGCAUCAGGCCUACAACAAUGGUACAGACAAGGCGGCAUACACGACUCUGCCCCAGCUGGACAACAAGCGGGCAUUUGUGAAGCUCUGGAAGAACGAGUUCGAGCGCUUCCCCACCUUCAAGUGCUACAACCAAAUGAGGGAGAAGUACCGCCACUUCAGCGCGAUCGACUCCGCCCAGGACACGCAGCAGAUGGGCGAAUCGUUUGUGGUCACUCGGCGCACGCUGCGCUCGAUGGAACAGUUCGAUCACGGCAGCACGGAGGAGGCCCAGCCCCCGCUCUCGGCGCCGAACGGAGAGCUGCUCUUCACCGAGAAGUACAAGCCCCUGCUGUUCGAGCAGGUCCUGGUCAAUCUGACGCCCGUGCACGAGCUGCGGGAGUUCCUCUCCGGCUGGAAUGGCAACGGUGGCCGCAGCUCGCAGACCUUCGACGACUCCUCCUUUGACUUUGGCAACGACUCCAGCUCGGUGGGGGCCACCAGCAACACCAUCGUACUGGUGGGCCCCUCCUCGAGCGGGAAGACCAACGCUGUCAUCGCCCUGGCCAACGACAUGAACUUCAAUGUGCUGGAGAUCAAUGCGGGGAUGAAGCGGACGGGCAAGAAGCUCAUCCAGGAGCUGCAGGAGGCCACGCAGUCGCAUCAGAUACGCAAGGACAGCAAGACGGGGGGCGGAUCCUCGCAGCAGCUGCUGCACAAGCUCCAGAAGAGCGGCCUCAAGGCCAAGAAGCAACAGCAGCAGCAGCAGCAGGGGGAGCCAGCAGGCGUGGAGGCUGUGCGAAAGUCCCUGAUACUCAUCGAAGAUGCGGACAUUCUGUUCGACAACAUGGACGCGGGGUUCACGGACGCCAUCUACACGCUGGCGGCCAGCUCGAAGCGGCCCGUGGUGGUGGUGGCUUCCGACCCGAACUGCUCGCAUCUGCAGCGUAUGAUGCAGCAGAACCAGAUCCACUUCCAGGCACCCAAUGCCCUGAACAUCUCCAGAUUCCUGGCUGUGCUGGCUCUCAUGGAGAACUGUCCCAUCGAGCUGGACGAGCUGAUAUCCCUGUAUCUGUACAACCAGCAGAACCUGCGCAAAACCCUCAUGGAGCUGCAGUUUUACAUCCAGAGUGGCGGCGACCUCAAGGGCCAGGCUGCCGCCAGUCAGCAGUCGGUGAAGCAGUCCCCCAGCAAAUCCUCCACACGCCUGGCCACUGUGGAUGGCUGCCACAUACACCAGCGACUGUUCGAGUUCUUCACCUGCUCCCAGAAUGUCCAGCAUCGGAUUCCCUUCCCCGUGGACUUUCGUCUGCUGCGCCUGAAUCUCUCCGAGCUGAUGGCCACCUCUGCUCUGCUGAAGGAUCAGCAGCAGCCCCCGCCUGCCGCCACUAGGGCCAGUGCCAAGCGGAAGACCCGCUCACCCAAGAAGGCCUGGCUGAGCAGUGCCACUAGCCAGCGGAAGAGCGAGGAGAGCUCUCCGCUCGCCACACUGGCUGCCUUCUACGACAACAUUUCGCUGGCUGCUCUGAUGGACGCCAACCAGGACUGCGGCGAUCGGCUGCAGCUGUACCUGUCGGAGGAUAUCUCCCAUAUGCUGGUGGAGCAGGCUCUCCUCACUGGCCUGGAGGCCAAGGAGUGUGCCUACAACCUGUUCGACAAGCCAGCACAGAGGGUGACCAUCGGCGAGCACUUGGGCAUUGGCCAGCUGCGCUCUGCCGCCUCCAAGGCACUCGACUACGAGCCCGUGCUGCGCUCCAUUUGUCGCAGUGAGAGGGAGCGCGUGGGGCAGGAGCGCAAGUCGAGUCGCUUCUAUCACUAUCUACGCAAUCACACGGUGAACGUGACGAGCUUCGCCAUGGACUCGUUCGACUCUGCGUGCAGUGUGUUCCAAGAGGCGGCGGCGAUGGCGGACGACGAUUCAAAGGAUCAUUCAAUAGUCUAGUAUAAUUGUUGGCUGAUGAGUAAUUGCAAUUUAUUUGAUCAAGGUAAGCAGAGUUCUUAGAUCUUCUUAGCCUAAGGUUUUUCGGUGCGUUGGCGAGUUUGCUUGCUUAGCUAUAAAUGCCGAUGGGAGUCGUAUGGGAGAGUCGUAUCCUAGCUAAACGUUAAUUACACUAUAUACUUAUGUUAAUAAAUCAAUUAUAUGACUUGUAACCAC